AUGUAUAUGUUUUGGAAUUUUUUUGUUAUUUUUAACUGUUUAUUAGCAAACGAAAAAGUAUACGAGAAUGCAAUAUGCUUAUUAAACAUACUUGGAGAUAGUAAUACAGACUCAAAAAGUUACGUAAAUUUAGAAUUAAAAUGUGGUUUUAAAACUUUAAAUUCUGCUAUAUCAAAAUUUUUAGAACGUCAUAAUACAACUAUAGAAGAACUUAAACAAGACUUUUUAGACAAUAAAUUGGAUAAAUUUGAUGUUUUACGUGAGGAUUUUCAGAAAAUCAAGAAUCUUCAUUUUAAAGAGCCUUCUGAUGCGCUUGUUAAAGUUAAUCUUUCGUCAAAAUUACCCCAAUGGUUUAACACACUUAAUGAUGAUCAAAAAAAAAUUUGCUCGCGAAUCUACGAACUUUGGGGAACUUACUAUAAAAA
This is a messenger RNA of Vairimorpha ceranae, 425 nucleotides long. RefSeq lists its product as hypothetical. The annotation marks the transcript as partial. The record is from RefSeq and is a predicted model, not a curated record. The transcript has a single exon. Lineage: Eukaryota; Fungi; Microsporidia; Nosematidae.